UUUAACGUCACAGUAUGUGCCGGGUCUUCCUAGAUGUCUUUGAGUUGGAAGAGAGAAAUACAACGUCCAGCUAGAUCCUAAAAGCGCUAAUAUUGUUAUGAAAACCUAGGGGGGAAAGUCUGUAGAAAAGAGGGAGGUCUUUAAUCACAUUCUGAAUUAUAUCCCCUUGUAUCCGACUGAAUAAAGCUGAAAAAAGUUAUCCUGGCUAUACUGCCCUUCUGCUGACUGGCUCUCUUAAAAAAUCAGGUCUUUUGCUUCAGCUAAUGAUCCAGACUGCUUCAGUGACAGUAGAGCCAUAGAAUUUGUGCUUAAACGAUCUCUGUUCCAUCUCCUCUGCUCAGAGCACAGCUGCUUUCAAAGCCCAGCUGUGCUGCUUGUGGCCGUGUCCAACCAAGCAGGCUGCCUCAGAGCAGAGGUGUCUUUGUCUUCAGCUUUUCAGCUCUGCAUUCUGAGAAGAGUUAAACUUUUUGAUUCAUCACUCUUAAGCUUAAUAUUAUUAUUAUGUUACUUUUCCAUUAGGUGAUGCAAACCUGGAAUUGUUUUUAAACUGCAAACCAGACCAAACUAUCGCCUUGUUUAGAAGGAAAAUUAAAUUUUGACUGUUACUUUUUUUUCUCCAGGUGCACCCGUGAAAUCAUUUCCACAAGGAAAGAUAAGAUGCAGAGGGUCAACAUGUCAACAGUAUCUGAGUUUAUUCUCGUAGGCCUUUCUGAUGCUCCAGAGGUGCGUUUUCUUCUCUUUGUGCUGUUCCUGGGCAUCUAUUUGGCCACCAUGGCGGGCAACAUCACAAUCCUCAUUGCCAUUAGGACAGACACUCACCUGCACAACCCCAUGUACUUCUUCCUCGGCAACUUAUCCUUACUGGAUAUGCUGUGUCCCACCAUCACUGUGCCAAAGAUGUUGCAGGCCUUGUUGUUGGGGAACAAGGUGAUUUCGUUCACUGGUUGCAUGCUCCAGCUGUUCUUCCUCAUUGACAUUGUAGGCACAGAGAUUCUUCUCUUGGCUGUGAUGGCAUACGACCGUUACGUUGCCAUAUGCCACCCACUGCAGUACGUGAAUAUUGUGAGUAUGAAACUGUGUGCUCACCUCGCCAUUGGCACUUGGGCAGUCGGAUUUUUUAAUUCUCUGUUACACACCUCUCUGAUUUUUACACUUUUUUUUUGUGACUCUAACAACGUUGACCAAUAUUACUGUGACAUACCCCCUGUUCUGGCACUCUCCUGCUCGCCCACUGUCAGCAGGGAACUGGUGACUCUCACAGUUGCUGGGGUCCUUGGAAGCAGCGCCUUCGUGGUCACUCUGAUCUCGUAUAUCCACAUCCUCUUUGCUGUCCUGUGCAUGAACUCCGCUGAGGGCAGGCACAAAGCUUUCUCCACUUGCAGUGCUCACUUGACAGUGGUAAGCCUUUUCUAUGGGACCACCAUCUGCACGUACGUACGGCCUUCCUCCACCUACUCACCUCAUCAGGACAGGAUAGUUUCCAUGCUGUACGGGAUCCUCACUCCCCUGCUCAAUCCCAUCAUUUACAGUCUGAGGAACAAAGAAAUCCAAGGUGCCCUGGGAAGAGUGGUCAGCCAGGUGAGAACCACUUUAACAAAACGAGGGCAUCUCUCCCCUGGAGCCCGAGCAACAGGGUAGGCACUGCUGGUUAGGACUUCUCUCCUCUUGCUUUCAUCAUCCAGAAAUUAGACGCUGCAAUAGAAACCCCUGCUCUGAGCUUUGUCUUCACAGGAAAAAGGAAGAGGUGUGCACCUCCAGGAAGCCAGCAGUGGUACAGCUUGGGUCACCACCGCAGGAGGAGGGAAGCUCCAUUGGUCACAUUUUCCUCCACUGAGCACAGAGGAAGCUUGGAUUCAAACUUCGGACUUAGACACCGGUGUUGAAGGUUUCUCUUGCAAUAUGAAUGCCAGCAAAUGAUACCGGAGGCAUGCUUACAGAUGCACAGCCUUCUUUGCUAAAGCAGCUUAUAGGACCCGUUCCUCUUACUGACCAUAUCGCUCCUGUGGAAAAGAACACAAGCACAUCCUCUGUGGGAGUCUGACUGGAGGGAAAGCUCCUGUGCCUUUGUGUAAGUUCACCAGUCCAGGUGUUUCCCACUGACAUGCCGAGAAUCCAGCUGCAGUGCCAACAAGCACAUCCAGCCACAGUUCGUGCCACAUUUCUCAGCUCCCACAUUUGUGGGAUGUCAAACAUGCUGAUGCCUGUGCCGUAGAAGGAAUACUGGAAAACGCUCUACAGCAAGUGUGGUGA
Numida meleagris (helmeted guineafowl) is the source of this 2250-nucleotide messenger RNA. Its product is annotated as olfactory receptor 5F1-like. The record is from RefSeq and is a predicted model, not a curated record. The transcript has a single exon. Gene Ontology annotation, molecular function: G protein-coupled receptor activity; olfactory receptor activity. Gene Ontology annotation, biological process: G protein-coupled receptor signaling pathway. NCBI's taxonomy places the organism in Eukaryota, Metazoa, Chordata, Aves, Galliformes, Numididae. The coding region runs from base 658 to 1638 and encodes 326 amino acids. Gene Ontology annotation, cellular component: membrane.